CUGGGUUCGACCUGUGUUACUAGGCAGCAGCUAACGACCGCACUCAUCGUCCAGCUGCCGGUUUUUCAGCACAGUUCCUUCUUCUUUCUCUGGGUCAAACUCAUCUUCACGCUCCUUAUUCUCUCUUCUCUAUCGUAGCCAUGCGCAUUGAAGCCCUCUUUGCUCGCGACGAUUGUUGCACAAGCCCCCCAUCCUGCGCUAUCUGUGCACCCAAUCAAGACUGCAUUCGUAUCAAUCAGGGUUGCAAUUGCCCGACUGUAAAAUGUGUUUCCAGGUCAUCAGAGUCCCAGUCCGAUACCUCUUCGUCGUCUGCAGGCGUUAGCAAAGGCGCCGUGGCUGGGGCUGUUGUUGGGGUCCUCAUCUUCCUCACAAUCGCUGUCGGUCUCUUCUGGUGGUACCGCCGUCGUGCGCGUUCACCAGAACCCAAAUCAGACAUUCCAGCCUCCGCUGAGGACGUUUUGAAGAGACCAGACCCCAUCGAAAAGCCUUCCCCACCGCCCACAGAGCUCAACACCGUCCGUGUUUAUUCAACAUCAUCCAAUACCACCAUAGACCUCGAUCCUCAAUCUCAGAUUUCUCACAACGGCGACAAUCAAGUUGCUUCGCGGACUUCCGUCCGAUCCAACCCCUUCAGCGACAAUCAUUCCAUACAAACCGCUGGCACAGAGGGAACAAACGUCAUACCCAUCGCACUUGUCCCUCCUGAAGCUGGCUCGUUACGUUCUCAAGGCGAAUCUACCAGAUCUGCUUCACCAGUACGACCCGUCCGCACUCCAGACACUGAUCUUAAUCUGGACCAUGUUAACGUUUCGCACGACUCCCUUCGUCCAAAUAAUCCAAAGUAUGCCACGUCUCAGAUUUCUGGGGUAUCAGGCGUUUCUUCCAGGCACUCCUACAUGACCAAUGCCAGUUACUCCAGUGACUUCCUUAAUGAGGCCCCAAUGAUCGUGACUGCAAACAAAGGUCCUGUUCGGCAGCUCUUGGGUGUCAGAAAAGCCGAGGUGAUCAGCGCUGGUUCCCUAACUCCUACUACGCCAGACAGCCUUCGGGUACAGAUGGCUCGCCCAGCUAUUACUUCCCCCCUUGCUGCUACUUCAUUCGGUCCCUCCGAUGUUGCGAGUAUCUCUGAUAAAGCCUCAGUUAAUGGCUCUGGCGAUCCAUUCAGCGACAAGCAUUCUUCUACCCGCACAACGUUAUCACCUUCAUCUGCUGGUGCAUUGUCCACUACUUUCAACACCGACCGUUCCAGCUCCCCACAUAGUUCCAUUCAGAAUUGGACACCCGAUGGCCCAAAUCUUCCGUGGGCGCAAGGAAAAGAUGAUCUCAGUAGUCGUCCGUCCAGCCUCAGUACUCAAGCUGGCUCAGUUAUUGAUAUCGCAAGCGCGACUCGAGUAAACAUCGGGCUUGGCCACCUUAGUCCACCAUCUACGGCAGGUGUUCCUCGAUCUCCCUUCAGAACCACAAUGGGCAGACUAGUCUCACCUCCCACCGGUGCACAGGGUACCUUUGAAGAGCAACAGCAGAUGGCUUUAGCACAUGCGCAGGCGCAGGCACGGGCUCAGGGUCUUGAUAACAAAAGUCGUAGGGUUUCCGGAUCUUCUGUCGUGACUUCAGCGUCGGUCGGUGAUUCUAUCUUGGAAUCGUUCCCUUUCGUUCCUCCGUCCCCCAUCUCCAAUAGGCCUGUAAGAUCUCCGCCUGUUUCCCCCCUUGUUCAAUCGUUUAGUUCCGGUCCGUCCACUCCGAUGGCUCAACAAACCUUUGUCACACCACCAUCCCCAUCUCCAUCAAGUCCUGGAACUUUUAGCCCUGUCCCUGACGAGAAUGGGCUUCCUCUCCCUCCGGAUAGGAGGACAUUGGGAUUAUCGACGGGCUCUCAGUUAUCGACGGCUUCAUCAGGACUAGGCUCGUUCCCAUUCCACAUCCACUCUGGGAGUACCGAUGGCUCCUCAGUCCCUUCGUCCUACAAUACUGGUCGUCAAAGAGCCAGUCUUGAUACUCUUGCGAUCACGAGCGACCUCUCUUCGUAUCCCCUUGGAUUCGAUAGAGAUAGUAACAUCCCUCCCUCACCAAGAGUGUGAAGUACAUUGAUAGAACGAUGGAACCAACCUAAAUUUUUCUGUCCUGUAAGCUUGUACUAUAGCAAGUACCCUGGCAGGACCCUGGACUCCAGUUCUUAUUUAUGCUAUGGCCGCUUGCGUGUUCUUCCCCUUCAAUUAACGCUCUUUCAGCUGAGUUCGCCUUUUACUUGCUGUUUCAUGCGCUUGCAAGCCGUAGAUCUCUUUUCUCUUUCUUCUCUAUGGUACCUUUUGAGUGGGCUGUGUGUAUUUUGAUUAUUUAUCCCUUCAUUUACUUCCUUUUUCUCCUCCACACCUGAAGCCCUACCCGGGUAUGGUACAAAUAUCCUUGAUUAGUUGACUACGUUUGUCACGAAAAUAUAGCACGGUGUGCACGAUACAGGAAAGGCUAACUUGAGAAAAUU
Marasmius oreades (fairy-ring Marasmius) is the source of this 2479-nucleotide messenger RNA. RefSeq lists its product as uncharacterized. The transcript is spliced from 2 exons. Lineage: Eukaryota; Fungi; Basidiomycota; Agaricomycetes; Agaricales; Marasmiaceae. The record is from RefSeq and is a predicted model, not a curated record. The coding region runs from base 141 to 2078 and encodes 645 amino acids.